GGAAAAGAGAACCCGAUUAUGAAUUAUUCCAUGGGUUCUGAUAUGGGUUUGCUAAGAAUAUCGGUUGCCUUUGAUAUGUGUUUUGUAUAUGAAAUAUUUUUUCCCUAGGCUUGUAGCUAUUUGUUUUAAUCACCUUCAUUCUACAUUGUUUUGUGUAAUUCUAUUCCCAAGUCCCCUCCCUCAUUACACUGGACGGGCGUGCUUCGACCGUGUCACCUGCUUCAAAUGGAGCUUUCAGAAAGCCCUGCUGACUGAUAGGAAUUCUGGGGAGAGCAAAAACACCAGGUGUUUUCCUUUUCAUGCUUACAGAGUUUUGAAAUUUUAAACAUCCUAUCAUAAUUCGUUGUGCCUGAUGAUCGAGGAUAAGACCAAUUUACCAGUGAGCUCGGUAACUCAUUUUAAAGAAGGCUCGUCUGGAAGAAAACCAGAUAAUAUCAGCAGAGGGAAACCAAGAAUUUCGACUAACGAGCACAAAGUUCUUCCAUUCUAUCGCAACCAUUCAUCUAAUGAUGGAAGUAUUUCGAGAAGGCUAUCUACUGGAACUGUAGAGAAAGGUCAAGAUAUUCUCCCUCAUUAUCUGAGGGCUUCAGCUGGUUCUUGCCACGACUUGUGUAAAUAUGGAAGGAAACAUUCUUUUGAAGAAGAGUCGAAGUAUCCUCUAUCAAAAAGAACUAACAAACCACCUGCCGAUGAGCCAAUAAAACUUACAAUGGUGAAACGACCAUCUUUGCCUAAGACUCUAGAAGGCGUAGUUGCAAGAAGCAGAAGAAACAGUGAUGUUAGUCUUAGAAAAGAAAAGAUGGUACCAAAAGCAUCUGUAAUUAAGUAUUUGAAGUCCCAAGCUGGUUCAUCGGCUCCUCUGAAAAACCAAAACAAGAUACAGAAAGAUGGAACCAACAAAUUUAAUGCUGUAAAGGUAUCUAAGAAAACCAUGCAUGUUAUCAAUUUGGAAACUGAGAAAAACCUUUUAGAGCCUGAACAGGACGGUAACAUAAUGUUGUCACUUCAACUGCCAUCAAUUUCAUUUCCCGAAUCCUUGUCCAAACCACACUCUCCUUUGUUAUCUAAUGAUGAAGAAAAAGAAGAGGAGAUUGACUGCGUGGAAGAUGAGCACACAUCUUGUGAAGCAUUAACCACAGCUGACAUAGAAACUGUAGGAAAAAGUCAGAAAAAGAUCUUGAGCAAGGGCAAGGCAGGUGUUUCCGAAUAUAAUGAUACUUCAGUUGUGAAACUGAAGUUCAAGAGGGGGAAGGUAAUCGAUGGCAAUGAAAGCUGCACCAAUCCUAAAUCAGGAAAAGUUGUUUUGAGGCAUCAAGAUUUGCAGGAGAAGAAAGAUGCUCAGGUUUUGCUCAAUGAUGUGAUUGAAGAGACGGCAAGCAAGCUUGUUGAAAGCAAGAAGAGCAAGGUUAAAGCUUUGGUUGGUGCUUUUGAAACUGUAAUUUCCCUACAAGAGAAUAAGCCUUCUGCACUCAUAGUUUCUUGAUUAACAAACAUAAUUUCCUUAAUCCCUGUAAAUAGUGAUUCAUAUAGAACUAAUUUCAUGGUAAUGGAAGAUAAUGAGCUUUUCUGA
Nicotiana tabacum (common tobacco) is the source of this 1570-nucleotide messenger RNA. RefSeq lists its product as uncharacterized. Gene Ontology annotation, molecular function: calmodulin binding. Lineage: Eukaryota; Viridiplantae; Streptophyta; Magnoliopsida; Solanales; Solanaceae. The record is from RefSeq and is a predicted model, not a curated record.